UGUGUAGAAUAUAUACCUAGAAUAGAUCAUUUGUAUGGGCAUAGACGCAGUCUCGUACAUGCCCCCCUCUUCUCUAUUAUUGUAAUGCCUAGCUACAUACUACCCAACGAAAGUAUGAGUAGGUACAUGAGAAGAGAGAGAGAGGGAGGGGGUGACGACGACGACGAGAGUGUGUGUAUGCCGGACCGGCCACGGCGAAGCGGGUGUAGAGAGAAAAAAAUACCCAUUUGAUCCACGCCUGUCAUCCUUCUGCCGCACGUGGAUGGCGCAAUCCGAUCUCUCGGUCAUAGCGUUCUUGUCGCUGCAUGGUGCUAGGACCUGUUUCGUCAUGAACUGCUACAAGCAUAACGAGCAGAGCAUAUCCAUAUAUGUGCCUACCGACCCAGGCCGUGCGUUUUGUUGGUGCUCUCCCGUUCGCAUUCCCGAAGGCCAUCCAAACGCGGUGCGCGCAUACGUGUUUCGGCUUCGAUGCUAUAGCGAAAGGCCCCCCGCAGGAAAGGGGGGUUCUCUUGAUCAUAGCCCCGACGAAGGCAUUGCUGUCAGUCGAUACAAGCUAGCCGUCCCACACCAGACUUAUCGUCGUGGGCUCCUCCGGGGGGGGGGCCUCUCUCCGACCGGGGUGGGAUGGGCCGCAAUAAUGCGCCACGGCUUGCUGCAGGUGUUUGACGUUGCAACCUCGCCAAUUAAUGGGCAUACCUGACGAAGAGAGGCAAAUCAGAGUUGACGCUGCUGAGCGAUUUAUGGGAUGGCAUUGGCUUAGUGCAUCCAAGACAAACUCGCACAACAAAAACCCGACGCACUCGAGAGAUGUUUGCCUGCAGAAUCUCAAGCCACCAGGCUGCUAUCUGUGCGCCCAACGUACGAGUUACACGGCAUUGCAGAGAAAGGAGACAUUUUCUCUUACCACCACCGGGGUAUACCAGGUUUAUUAUAGAGCCCUAUCACCGCUGUCGUGAAGGGGAUGGACACG
Messenger RNA from Durotheca rogersii, 970 nucleotides. RefSeq lists its product as uncharacterized. The transcript has a single exon. The record is from RefSeq and is a predicted model, not a curated record. The coding region runs from base 263 to 700 and encodes 145 amino acids. NCBI's taxonomy places the organism in Eukaryota, Fungi, Ascomycota, Sordariomycetes, Xylariales, Xylariaceae.